AUGGGAGUUUACCCCGCGCACGACCUCAAUAUCACCAAAAGCUUUUUCUAUCUUUCAGUUGUCGCCUGCACGCUCUCAAGUAACUCAAUAAUUUUGUUUUCAUUUUUUCAAAACUACAAGAUGAGAACAGUGACGAACACAAUGGUUAUUAACCACUGCCUCACGGACAUGUUGAUGGUAAUGUCAGACGUUGCAUUUUAUAUCACUCCCGGUUACAUCCCCGGUCUAACGGAUAGCUAUGUGUUCUGUACGCUUUCGGUUUUUUUCGACAGCUUAUUCAAAGUAGCUUCGUUUCUUAGCAUGGUUUGCAUCGCGUUUGAUCGGUACCACAACCUCGUCCGAACCGGUCGUAAGAGAAUGACUAAAAAGCGAGUUGCACUUUUGAUAGCUUGGGUCUGGACACAAUCCUCAGUGGUGGCAACUCCGUGGAAUGAACUCAUCAAGAGUGAUACCAGCACCAAUACAAGUGGCUGUGCUUUGGUCAAAACUCUUCCUCUACUCUUAGAGAUAGGAUCUGCUUUCAGUACUCUCUCAGUUGUCUUCAAGAUAACCUCCCUCCUCCUCCCUCUACUUGGUAUCUACUGCAUUUCGUUUCGCAUCUUCAGCGCAGGACGAACAAGGCGGAGGGUCGACAUUCAACACCGCUCCAACAUUCAACGCCGUUUUUCACCGACACACUUCGCCAACCGAACUGCUCGAGCAAAGAUCACUGCGAUUUUAUUGCUCGGUAUCUACACAGUUUUUACAGCGCCAUUUCUUGGCACUGUUAUGUGGACGAUGUUUUCCAAUAAUCGCGCCCUUGAACCAAGCGCAGCAUUCGCUGUAAACUUCUGGCUUCGUCUGAAAGGUGUUUUAUUUCCAAUUCUCUACAUUACAAGAAACCGCGUCGUCUUAAACUCCGUCCAGAAACUGGUUUGCUGCAAAUCACGAACUCCUUACUCUUCGGAUGCCUUCGUAAUCCCUGGUAUUAGAAAAAGAGGUAUCCUCAAGAACCACCCCGAAGGACCGGCACAACGUAUUAGUUUAAGAGGUCAUGGAACGGUAGAAGAGCUGGGAAUUCUCUGUAUAGCGAAAAAUGCAUUACCAAAGCCAGUUAAUUUUACAGAUCUAAGUAAGGAAAGACGCGUUUCUAUUACAGAAGAAACAUCGAUAUAA
Porites evermanni is the source of this 1155-nucleotide messenger RNA. Lineage: Eukaryota; Metazoa; Cnidaria; Anthozoa; Scleractinia; Poritidae. The record is from the annotation of a GenBank genome assembly.